GUCUGUUCCACGUUCGUCCGCCAUUAUAUAGCGCCGUGGCGACGUACCCGCUAUUCCCCGGUGAGAGAAGAGUGCGCGACGCGACGCUUACCGACGCUCGGCGUCGUCGAGCGAGUCGUUCGUGCGAAACGAACGAGCGAGCGAGCGAACGAAUCGGGGGAGUAACUAGCCGAAAACAGGUAGUAACGCCAAGCAUUGCCCGUGUGAUAUAGCCGAGGAGAGAUUCUCUCCCCCGUGUGUGAUCGCGCGAGCGAGCGCCGAGAGAGCUAGAAGCGGGGCCCCACGCCGUCACCGAAGCGGAGACACCGGCUGUCGAAGACAUGGAGAAUAGGCCGUCGCCGCUUCGCUCGCGGCGCGUCUGCCGAUUCUGCCUGACGGAGGCGGAACCGUUGAGCUUCAUCUACGAGCGCGACCACAACAAGCCGUUCCAGGUGCCGCUCACAUUGCAAAUCAUGUCCUGCGUCGCCAUCGAGGUGUAUGCUGCGGAUGGGAUGCCACAAAUGAUUUGCAACAUGUGCCGCUGGAAUCUGGAUCGUUCUUACAAAUUCAAACUGCAAUGUAAAAAGGCUGAUGAAGCGCUGCGGGACUACCCUCUGUCCGGGGUAUUGCCUAGACCCUUCCCACCCAUCCCCAACGACCCACCGAUAGAGACUGGUAGCAAGAGACCCGCCGAGUCUAGAUUGCAACACGACAGCGCUAAAAAGCUACGCUCCGAUAGCGAGAAUCAGAGAGAUACUCGAGAGAGACGCGAGACGAGAGAAAGAGAAGAAAGGGAAAGAGAGAGAGAAAGACAGAAUGAAAAGAAGGAUAAGUCUGGCGAUCAGCGCCAUGAUCUUUAUGAUGAGGAACAAGACGGAGGUAGCGAGGGUGAACAAGAGGAAACAAACAACACCAAGGAAGAGAGGAAACUGGAACCCGGAGAGAUCAGAGUACAUGCGUGUGAUCAGUGUGAUCGCACAUUUCCCCUGCGUCAAGCUCUGGCGUUGCACAUUCAGCGCGCACAUCGCGAUCGCAACUAUAAGUGCACCGAGUGCGAUCGACAUUUUUUCACUAAAUACGACCUCGGCAAACAUAUGAGUACACAUUCUGAGGAAAAGCCGUUCUCGUGCUCGAUCUGCCAGAAGCAAUUCUCGCGACUGAACUUGUUACAACGUCAUGAAAAGGUGCAUCGGGAUGAAGCCCGCUAUGCUUGCCAGCACUGUGAUCGCGAGUUUUUCACUACGGAGGAACUCGAGAAGCACGAGGACGCGAUGCACAAAAAGGACAAACCGUUUCAGUGCAACAUCUGUAACAAGCGUUUCCAGUACAAACAGGGCUUGGAGCGGCACGAGAUGCUGCACAGCGAGGACAAAACAUUCGUUUGCGAUUACUGCAAGGAAGCCUUUCACACUAGCACCAAGCUGGCUCGGCAUCUUUCCACGCACGCCGGUCACCGGCCAUUCAUGUGUAAACUAUGUCCGCGCACGUUCUUACUCUCCCAUCACUUGACGAGACACAUGCGUACUCACUCCGUGGAGAAACGUCAGUGCGAAGAUUGCGGUAAGGCGUUUAAGCGUAAAGAGAGUUUGGAGGUACAUCAAUUGACGCAUACAAAGCGCACAGGAAUGGGCCUGACCUGCGAUGUUUGUCAAGAAUCUUGUCGUAAUCGCGCCGAUUAUGUUACUCAUAUCAAGCAACACAUUGAAGCGGGCGAAAAGAUGGGACCGGAUGGUCUGCAGCCUGACAACAAGGCUAAGUCCAUCGAACUAGAUUCGGACGAGGAUGAAGAGGAAGAGGAUCAAUAUUCGGAUGGCGACGACGAUUACACGCCGCCAGCAUACAUCGCGAAGAAACUGCCGAAGGCACUGCCUAGACCUUCGGAAAGUGAAGAAGAGGAAGAAGAAGAAGACAGAGAAGAGAAGGAAGAAAAAUCUGAAAGGCAAGAAAAGGAAGAACGCAAAGAACAUCAAGUGGUUUAUGUGCGCAGCAAGGAUGGCAACAUGGUGAAGAAGACCAUCAAGACAUUGAUGCCAAUCCAACGUUGCGAUAUUCAAGAGCAGAAGACCGUAAAGCAGAGCGUUUCCACCGCUUCGGUUUCUCAGAGCAGCUUGAAAGGUUCUUCGACGUCGCAAAUCAAGGAUGAUAACAUCAAGAGCGGCCGCGUAGAUGAGACCGAGGCACAAGUGCAGAAGAUUGUUGCUACGGUAUUUAAGGAGCACAAGAUUCCACUGAAAAAUCAGCAAAACGCCGGCCAGGAUCAGUCUAAAGACUCAUCAGCUCCAGUGACGAGAUCCCAAACUGCUUCUCAGGAUACUCACAAGGAUAACGAGAAGACGGAGACCAUUGAAUCCAAGCCGAAAGCCGUUAAUACGGUUAAAGUGAUUAAAAGAAUCGUGCUGAGGAAGUCGGCGGGAGGAAACAGUAACGAGGGAACACCGGUCAGUACAUCUACUGUCAAGGAUGGAGAAACCAGCAUAACUGGCACUCCGGGUUCGCACAAGGUCAAGCGCGUGAUUGUUCGUAGAAUUAUCCGGCAGGGCGAUACUACUCGUGAAGUCAUCAUGAAUCCGGACGGCACCGCGAUAGAUCCCGCAGAAUUGGCGAAAUUGCCGACUGGUAACGUAGUGAAACGAGUAGUGGUAAAGCGUCCAUUCGACAAGGGUCAGAGCUUGGUGCAAGCGGUAUUGCAAUCCGCGGAGCAACGUCAGAAAGCAGCCGAUACGGGCAUUCUGAACGAGAAAUUUGAACUGAAGACCUCCGCCUCAUCCAGCAGCGGAGCAAGUAUACCGAAGAGCUCGAUCGCUCCGCAGAAGACACAGAUAAUUUCCCAGGGUCAGGAUCAAGAGACCAAGGAGAAACUGGAACAACUGGAGAAGCGAGUCGAGCAACAGAGGUUGAAGAUCGAGGAGCUUCAGGCAAGGAAGGCGCAACAAGAUUAUGAGGCGAUUGAUGAGAUGUUGCCCGAACGACACGAUGAGUCUGAAGAUGAGCAGCAGUUGCCGCUCAAGAGGGUGUUUGUGAAACGAAAGCAGAGUAUAUAUGACGAGGAGCGAGAAUAUAAUGAUGACGUGGAAACAGAAAUGACGAAAAUCAAUCCGACUCAAGGAGUGAAGGAUGAACAAGAAUCAGCGAAGGAAGAAGAGAAAUUUACCAUAGAAGAGACAUUGGAGAAUGUUCAAAAGGAAAUCCAGAGCGCGUCGAAAACAACGACGACAACUACUAUCGACAACAUUACUACCACAAACAGUACACCGAUCCCGAAGAAGGGUCCGACGAUUUCGAGUAACAAGGUAUACUCGAACAAGCGCUACAUGAUCGUAAAACCUGGCGAAACGUCGGAAGUAGAGGAGAUGAGUCGCGAAUUGUGCAGCAUCUUAGAAACUACCGAUAGCGUGGUGAAGAUGCAAGAAACUAUGCUGAGCAACCUCACGCAAAUUUCCGGCAUCGCAGCGUCAUCAGCAUCGGACAUAAACACCUCAAGCACGUCUGCGAAGCUGAAGACCGACAACUCAUCCAUGGAGGUUGACGAGCAGAUUGGGCAAGAUUGCGUGAUGCAGGUGGAUUGUGACGUUGCUACUAUCAAGCAAGAGACCGCGAUAGAGGUUGAGGUGGCGCAGGAGACGGAAAUUAAAUUGGAUCCUGAGACGGAGGAGCCUGCACAGGUGAGCGUUACGCAAGAAGAGAAUCAGCCUGAUAACGGAACUCUAUCACUAGACACACAGGAUCUUUCCGAGACCGCUUCGAUCUUCGAGUCAUCGGAUGACGUACUGGAGGUGCAGAAAUCGACGAGCGAUAACUUGAACGAUUCUGUUAUUGAGUUGCAAGGUAAUGAAUCUGUCAUCAAUCUGAAUGAUACCAACGAUAGUCAGGACAGUUUGGAAGACAAACUCUCACAAAUGGAAGGUUAAAAAAGUUUAAUUCUGUUUUACUUGUUUGUCCAUUUUGUUGAGAUGUUGCGCCAAGUAAAAAUCGUGUUCUCGAAUUUGCUCUAUCCGAGGCCCCUUGUACUAUUGGUAAUUAAUUUUGAUAAUAUCAAUAUGCAUCAUGCUAUUUAGGUAAUAUCAAUAUUAACAGCUCUGAUUAUGAAGCGUAUUACUGCUGAAUUGAUGUUGUUUUCAUAAUUGUAUCAACAAAAUACAAAACAGAUAAUGUAAUAUUGCAGUUAUGAAGCAAGUAUAUAUUUAUCUAAUAUUUACUUACUAAUAAUAUAAUAGUAUUUUUUAACUUUAUUUUUUGAAUACAAAAUGAUUCUAAAAUUCUUUUUGCAUGUAAAAUUAAUAUUAAUUUUAUUGUAAUAACAAAAUGCAACAAAAUUAAAAUUUUGAAUUAAAAAGAAAUUUUAUUGCAAUAACAUUGCAAUAAAUAACAAUUAUUAUUACAAAAUAUAUAGUUUUAUUUUUUUAAUAUAAUUCUUUGCCCGCUUUUGCAAAAUGUUAAAGAAUAUCUUUAUAAUUUUACAAAAAAAUAUUUCUGAAAGAUAUAUGUAAAUUUUUAUAAUGAAUUUAUAUAGAGUUCCUUUAUAAUUAUCUGUUUUAAGUUUAAUGCUAAUUUCCCAUCGUGCAAGAUAGACUGAUAGCAACAACAAUUUAUAUCUGCUAAACUUUAAUAUUAAAAAACGAAUUUGAUAAAUGUAAGAAUCGUGAAAUUAUUUCGUUAGCUAAAACAAAUGCGCAAAAAAAAAUUUACCAAGAAAUAAUUAACGUGUAUAUACAUUUUUCUCACGGCUUUAAUUUUCGAAAAUCGAGAUCGAAAAUCAUUCGAUGGGUCCACUUAUAUUAAAGUUAUUUUAAAUCUCAAAAAGAUCUCUUUAUUUCAAAAAUAGCAUAAAGUAUAUUUUUAAAAAUCAAGAUAAGAGCAAGAGAUAAACUGGGUAUCAAAAGAUUGGAAGUUUUCUUUUCAAGCCACUUAAAAAAAUAAUUCUACGAAAAAAUAAUUACGAAAAAAUUACCAUAAAAUUCUUAGAAAUAGAUCUCCUAAUGUUAAACUAUUAAAAUGACAUUAAUAUUAGCCAUUCUUGAAAUAAAUAAUUUACUCGAGUUUACGAGAAUCGCUUCACCUUCGCAAAGCAAAAAAUUAAAGAUGCGUCAGAUAAAUUUUGAUGUGGUCUUAAUGGGAUUGACGUGAUAUUAUCUUUCGUUAUCAUCAAAUUCCGAAACGAUCGAAGCUACCAAAUUACUAAAAAAGUAUUACAUGCGAGACAUGGUUCUUCUGUACAAACGUCUUCACAUGAUUGAUUCGAUUUUAUAAUAUAUAUAUCAAUGUGACUCAUAAAUAUUUGUUGCUAUCCAUCUAUCUUGCAUGAUAAGAAAAUAACAUUAAAGAUAAAACAGAUUAUUAUGAAGAGACUCUACAUAGACUCAUUAUAAAAAUUUACGUAUAUCUUUUAGAAAUAUUCAUUGUAAAGUAAUAUCGAUAUUCUCGAACAUUUUGCAGGAGCGGAAAAAAAUUAUAUUGAAUUAUAAAAAUAAUUUUUUAUUUUGUAACUAGAGUAAUAAUCAUAUGUAAUUAAUAGAGAAAUAAUUAUCCGAAAAAUUUAAUAUUUCUUUAAUAAUUAUGUAAUAAUAUUUUUUAAACAUGAUUGUACAUUACGUUUUUUAAAAAAGUAACUCUGAUUUUUUAAAUGCAAAAUUGCAUAUAAUUAUAAUAUUAUAUUACAUGUUUUAUUUUUAAUGCUAUUUCCUUAUUAAGUGCAAAAAUGAAUUGAUAACAAAAAUUUAUAUACAGGUAAAGUAACAUCAUUAUAAAAUCAAAUCAAUCAUGUGAAGGAUAUCCUCUUGCAUUUUUCUAAUUUAAAUACAUUCAAAUACAUAUAACAUAUUUUACUUGUGACUUGAUAGUUUCGAUUGUUUCGGAGUUCGAUGAUCGCGGACGGAAGAUGACAUCGCGUCAAUCCCAUUAAGAUCACAUCGAAAAUUUUUAAUUUUUAUGCUUCGAGAAGAUGAAGUGACUCUUGUAAACUCGAGUGAAUUAUUUAUUUCGAGAAUGGUUAAUAUUAAUGUCAUUUUAAUGGUUUAACAUCAGGAGAUCUAUUUGUAAAAAUUUUAUAGUACAUUUUGUAUAAUUGUAGACUUAUUUUUCUAAUGAUUUGAAAAGAGAACUUUCAAUCUUUUGAUACUUCUUUGAUUUAUCUCUUAUUCAUCUCUUGCUCUUAUCUCGAUUUUUUUAAAUUUGACUGUUUUUGAAAUAACGAGAUUUUUCUAAAUUUAAAAUAACUGAUUAGAUUUAUUUACGAUGUCUUCAUUUUGAGUGUUAUCUUUCAAUUCGGCACAAUUUGCAAUGAGAGAAUGUAUAUAAAUAUAUAAGCCAUCACGGAUGGAUUGAUCCCGAUUUUCAAAAAUUAAAGCCACGAGAAAAAUGUGUAAAUAUAUAUAUAUAUAUAUAUAUAUAUAUAUAUAUAUAUAAAUAUAUACAAUAUUUUUUGUGAUUUUUUGAGCUUUGGUUAAUGAAAUAAUUUCACGAUUCUUACGAUUUGUCAAAUUCGUCUUUUUUUACCAUUAAAAUUCAACAUGCAACUAGUUGCAUCAAUCGGUUAUCAUUUGACAAUCUCCUUCUUUUUUCCAAGUUUAAUCAUUUUUUUAUAUUUAAAAAUGAUCAUGAUUAAUAUAUAAUUCAUUUAAUCGAAUAUAUUAAAAUAUCUAUAUCAAUAUUCGAAAACGUGUUAAAAUGACAAAGUAUUUCAGAUAUACAAUUUUACUAUAAUUUUUAAUAUACGGCGAUAAAAUUACGCUAAUCAGAUUUUAAUAUUGACUGAAAUUAACGCGAAUCUAAGACAAUUGGUUCACACAGUCUAUUAGUAUGUUAAACCAAUCGAUUUUUUUUUCGAAUAUUAUAAUUACAAUCUUUUUGUCUUUUUUUUUUAAUACGUUGUUGAUGCAAUGGACUCUGAUUAUACAAAUCAGCAUAUAUACAACGUUGGGAACAUAAAAGAUAAUGAAGUAUUAGAUAUACAUAUAAUAGUGUAAUCAUAUAUCCAGAAUUAUUUCAUUAAUUAGUUCUGAAGACGAUAACAUACGUAGGUUAUCUGAUAUUCUGUGCAAGAUAUUUGGAAUUAUAUAUGAAAUACAAAGUA
Messenger RNA from Cataglyphis hispanica, 7048 nucleotides. RefSeq lists its product as uncharacterized. Gene Ontology annotation, molecular function: zinc ion binding. The record is from RefSeq and is a predicted model, not a curated record. Lineage: Eukaryota; Metazoa; Arthropoda; Insecta; Hymenoptera; Formicidae. Gene Ontology annotation, cellular component: nucleus.